Molecule: messenger RNA, 8649 nt
Organism: Xiphophorus couchianus (Monterrey platyfish)
Lineage: Eukaryota; Metazoa; Chordata; Actinopteri; Cyprinodontiformes; Poeciliidae
Product: sodium-driven chloride bicarbonate exchanger-like
Exons: 27
Coding region: 655-3939 (1094 amino acids)
Biological process (GO): monoatomic anion transport; transmembrane transport; bicarbonate transport
Cellular component (GO): plasma membrane; basolateral plasma membrane
Molecular function (GO): solute:inorganic anion antiporter activity; sodium:bicarbonate symporter activity; monoatomic anion transmembrane transporter activity
Source: RefSeq, a predicted model, not a curated record
UGGAUGCCAGUUGCCGGUGGAACAUUGCGUGCCGCAACAAGAAGCAGAGAUGCGAUUGACAGAAGACUGCAGAUUGCCUGCACGUUGACGGGAAUAAUAAGACAACCAACACGAAGAGCUGAAAACGACCUAUUGAAAAACAAGCCACUAUGAUUGGCGGAUUUCCCCUGUCAUGCAAACAUGAAAGCCGUCCAACAUGGCUGUUAUUCUUUCUGUUCCAUUUCUGUCUUAUUGCUCGUGAUCCACACAUGACCCUCUGUGUUUUUAAAUCUUCUGGUGAAAAGCUGAAUUAGAAAAAAACCCGCCUUUCCAGUAGCUCACGUGCACGACUGAAAACAUGGAGGUAUAAGCCCCCACUGGCAGAAGAAACCCCCGCAUAAAAAGUGUGCGCUCAAAAUGGAAAGCGCAGCCUCCCCUCCUUUGUGCGUAAACGAUGCGGGGCCAGGACAGGAACACUUUGCUACCUUUGUCUGAGAAAACCCGGCCGGCGAAUGCUCAGUAGGGGAGGAGAGAAGGAUAAAACCUGAAGAAGAAGAAGAUAAAAACCCGCCAGCAUCAAGUGAGGGUCGCUUUCCAAAGCAGCGGUCUGCCGAGGAGGAGCGCAGCGUCGCCACCUGGUUAUAAUCUGAGGCCGAGGAAGAGGAGAGUGAAAAGAUGGACAUCACCGACCAAGGAGCCCAAAUGGAGCCGCUCUUACCCACGGAACAAAGUUCUCAAGAAAGUAAAGAUGUGAGGACUGAUGAGGAGGCGGUGUUGGACCGCGGAGGAACACGUUCUAUGCUCAACACCAAUUUUGAGAAGGAAGAACUUGAAGGUCACCGCACUCUCUACAUUGGAGUCCACGUCCCCUUGGGUCGGAGGUCACACCGUCGACACCGUCACCAUGGACACAGGCACAGGAAGAGGUCCAAGGAGAGGGACUCCACAGGGGACGACGGCCGAGAAUCCCCCUCAUAUAACACACCAGCUCAGAGGGUGCAGUUCCUUCUGGGCACAGAGGAUGGCGACGAAGAGCACAUCCCUCACGCCCUGUUCACUGAGAUGGAUGAAAUCUGCCUCAGGGAGGGCGAGGACGCAGAAUGGAAAGAGACGGCUAGGUGGCUGAAGUUUGAAGAGGAUGUUGAAGACGGCGGCGAACGGUGGAGUAAGCCCUACGUGGCCACCCUGUCUCUGCACAGCCUGUUUGAGCUGCGGAGCUGCAUCAUGAACGGCAUCGUGAUGCUGGACAUGCGGGCCAACUCGCUGGAGGAGAUCGCAGAUAUGGUUUUGGAUCAGCACGAGGGUUCCGGCUCUCUGGGUCCGGAUGCUCGGAAGAGGAUCCGCGAGGCCCUGCUCAAGCAACACCAUCACCAAAACCACAAGAAGCUGGCCAACCGCAUCCCCAUCGUACGCUCCUUCGCUGACAUCGGCAAGAAGCAGUCUGAGCCUCAUUCCAUGGACAAGAACGGCCAAACGGUCUCACCGCAGUCCCAGCCAUCCAACAACGAGGCCAAACAGGACGUCAGCCGAGAAAACAGCACUGUGGACUUCAGUAAGAUUGACCUCCAUUUCAUGAAGAAGAUCCCUGCUGGAGCGGAGGCAUCCAAUGUGCUGGUUGGGGAGCUGGAGUUCCUGGACCGCCCUGUGGUGGCCUUUGUCCGCUUAUCUCCUGCUGUGCUGCUCAACGGCCUUACCGAAGUUCCCAUCACCACCAGGUUCUUGUUCAUCCUCCUGGGGCCUCUGGGUAAAGGUCCCCAGUAUCAUGAAAUUGGGCGAUCUAUUGCUACCCUGAUGACUGAUGAGAUUUUCCAUGAUGUCGCCUAUAAGGCCAAAGACAGGAGUGACCUGGUGGCAGGCAUUGACGAGUUCUUGGAUCAAGUGACCGUGUUGCCCCCCGGCGAGUGGGACCCCUCCAUCAGAAUAGAGCCGCCGAAGAAUGUUCCCUCUCAGGAAAAGCGAAAGAUCCCCCCCGUUCCCAAUGGAGUGACGGAUCUUGGAGAGUCUGAGGAGCACGGAGGACAUGGUGGCCCUGAGCUCCAGCGCACGGGGAGGAUAUUUGGUGGGAUGAUCUUGGACGUCAAGCGAAAAGCCCCUCACUACCUUUCAGACUACACAGACGCCAUCAGCCUCCAGUGUCUGGCCUCCUUCCUCUUCCUGUACUGCGCCUGCAUGUCGCCUGUUAUUACCUUCGGAGGACUCCUGGGCGAGGCCACAGAGGGCCGCGUGAGUGCCAUCGAGUCUCUGUUUGGGGCUUCAAUGACUGGGAUUGCCUACUCUCUGUUUGCCGGUCAGCCCCUCACUAUCCUGGGCAGCACUGGGCCUGUUCUUGUCUUUGAGAAGAUUCUUUUCAAGUUUUGCAAGGAAUAUGGCCUCUCCUACCUCUCCCUGAGGACCUGCAUCGGGCUGUGGACGGCCUUCUUCUGCCUGCUGCUGGUGGCCACAGAUGCCAGCUCACUUGUCUGUUACAUCACGCGCUUCACCGAAGAGGCUUUCGCCUCACUAAUCUGCAUCAUCUUCAUCUACGAGGCCCUGGAGAAGCUGAUUCACCUGGGGGUGCACUAUCCGGUCAACAAACACAACGACCUGCAGAAGCUCACCCAGUACUGGUGUAGCUGUGUUGAGCCCAGGGACCCGAGCAAUGAGACCCUGCGAUUUUGGGAUGAGAGGAACGUCACAGUCUCCCAGGUCAACUGGACCUCACUGGAGGUCAAGGAGUGUGAGAUGUUACAUGGGGAGUUUCAGGGGCCCGCCUGUGGCCAUCAUGGCCCGUACAUCCCAGACGUCCUCUUCUGGUGCGUGGUGCUCUUCUUUACCACAGUCUUCAUGUCGGCCUUCCUGAAGGAGUUCAAGUUCAGCCGCUACUUCCCCACCAAGGUGAGGUCUAUCAUCAGCGACUUUGCAGUCUUUAUCACUAUCCUCACUAUGGUCCUUGUUGAUUAUGCCAUAGGAAUCCCAUCGCCUAAAUUGCAAGUCCCCAACAAGUUCAAACCAACUAGAGACGAUCGGGGCUGGGUUAUAAACCCGGUUGGACCCAACCCAUGGUGGACCACCAUUGUCACCUUUAUUCCCGCUCUGCUCUGCACCAUCCUCAUCUUCAUGGACCAGCAGAUCACAGCGGUUAUUAUCAACAGGAAGGAGCACAAGCUGAAGAAAGGCUGCGGCUACCACCUGGACCUGUUCGUGGUGGGGGUGAUGCUGGGCGUGUGCUCGGUGAUGGGCCUGCCGUGGUUCGUGGCGGCCACCGUGCUCUCCAUCUCCCACGUGAACAGCCUGAAGCUGGAGUCGGAGUGCUCGGCUCCUGGAGAGCAGCCCAAGUUCCUGGGCAUCCGCGAGCAGCGCUUCACCGGCCUCAUGAUCUUCACCCUCAUGGGCUGCUCCGUCUUCAUGACCUCCGUGCUAAAAUUCAUCCCUAUGCCGGUCCUCUACGGCGUCUUUCUGUACAUGGGAGCGUCUUCCCUCAGAGGCAUUCAGUUCUUCGAUCGCUUGAAGCUGUUCGGCAUGCCAGCCAAACAUCAGCCUGACUUCAUCUACCUUCGACAUGUGCCGCUGAGGAAGGUCCACCUCUUCACCAUCAUCCAGCUCAGUUGCUUAGUCCUGCUGUGGGUCAUCAAGACCUCCAGGGCGGCCAUCGUUUUCCCCAUGAUGGUCUUGGCGCUGGUAUUUAUUCGUAAGUUGCUGGAUUUCAUCUUCACCAAGAGAGAACUGAGCUGGCUGGAUGAUCUGAUGCCGGAGUGGAAGAAGAAGAAGCUGGAGGAUGCAGCACAAGAGGAGGAACACAGUAUUAUCGCAGAGGAGGAAGGAAUUGUUCAAGUCCCACUAGAGGGGCACUACAGGAGCGACCCAGCCACGGUGAACAUCACCGACGAAAUGUCUAAGGGAUCUUUCGGGAGCGUGUGGAAGGGUGUCAGUCCUGCUGAGAGCACGAAAAAGGAACUGGGAUCGAAAAGCUCCCCUUCCUAACCUCUCAGAAGCUGAUACCCCAAAGUUACGCCAGAAGUGGUGAAAAGCGACACAAGCGGAGGAGGCAUGACAAGAGCCUGGACAGGGAGACGAGUUUGUGAUGACACCUGCUGGUGGCGCCACUGUGCUGUCAAUCAGUAAAUACAAAUAAAAGAAAAAAAGAGAAAAAAAAACAGAACAAAUAUACCGUGCCACACUCAACCACCUAUGUACUGUGCUACACUGUGUUUUUAGUCAUGUAAGUCUGUGUGCAAGUUCAGAAGAAAGAAGUAUUUGUUGGAAACCAUAAGCAACAUAAGAAAACUCACUGAGUUAUCCACCAAGUUAGGCAAACGGAAGGAAAAAACCAAAUCUGGACUUAAUUUGAUCCGCAUUCAGACCAGCAAUGGGUACGGGAAUGAUCAAUUAGUGAACAGCUAGUUGCAGAGAGUGUAUAUGUGGCAUUACUAGUAGAAUGACAGUAUCUGUUGAAGCUAAGCUGUCAAGCACUUUAACACUCUAUCAGCUGCUGAAGGAGACUUUGGUAACUGUAAGACGUUGCUCGAGUAUUAGUUGCUCUUCUUAUUCGCCUCAAUAGCUGCCUUUUCAUCACAAAUGUGUACAAAACUUUACUGACAUUCCGCUAACGUCGAGAAACACAAUUUUGCUAUUGCGGUGUUUCCAUUAAAUAAGAAAAGCAAUUUAAAUCACACAUGAAUAAGUUCGCUCAAUAAAAAACAUGCUGCGCCGUUAUCCUCCUACCACUUCCUGUCGUUUUCUUCGUCUAGUAACAUCUGCUUGUUGAUCACAGGACUCGUGAUGCACCCUAAGGUGCAGUUUUACCACCUCAUCCUAAUGCAAGACUUUAUUGAAAAACGUGAUUUCUUAUUUUGUUUUUUGGCAAAUUAUUUUUCCUAAUUCCAAUUGCCGCAACUAUAUGGUCAAUGGAAAUGCAGCUACUGUUUCGAAUACAUUUAUUGCUACUUUGGCUUUGAAUGAUACCCAGAAGAAAUCUUUUGUAUUUGUUUGGUAAUUGCAAACAACCGGGAUACAUUCCAGUUUGGAAUCACUGCUGGAUCUGGGAUUGAUAUCAAAUCGAAACAUAACCAUUGCUUGAAAAUCAGUAGGAUUUGCUACGUUAGAUGUCAAAUGAUCCGAAUAAAUAGAGAAAUAGAAACUAAUUACCGUGUAUUUUUCUGCAUUUUGUACUUUCAAGCUCUAAAUGAGGCUGUACAGCACUGUUUGUGUGAAACACAGUUUUGUCAUAAAUGCAAAAAAACGACUUUUUCUACCACAACUUUCACCAAGUUUUAUACGCAAUGGAAUUCCAACCUUUUAGAGACCUUCUGAUAAAAUUUUCCAGUUAAAACGUUUCAAAACCAGAGUAUGUCAUCGAACUGCAACCACUGGAUGCGGAUGUUUUUUUAAAAAGUCCUUUUGUGAUAAUCUGUUAAAAUUGCUGACGUGGUUCUAGUUAUAAAACAUUUAAAACCUCUGUUCUGCCACUUGAAUCCUUCCUACUCUGCAUGCGGAUCAAAUUACAUCCAAAUCGGACCUUUCCCGUCUUGGUGCCUAACUCGGUGUGGACCAUUAAGUGUAAUGGUGAUACAGUACCAGCAACAGAGUGAAGCCAGAAUUAUGACUCCAACAAUAUCUUAGUCUAUAGGCCAAUUCCUGACAGAUUUUAAAUGAUUUUUAACAUUUUCUUUCUUGGUAUUUUGUAUGGGUUUUUUUUAAUAUUCUUUCCAAAAAGAAAAAAAUAACAACUGCAAGUUGUCUCUUCAAAACACCUGCCACAGCAAGUGCAAAUGGAUUUCAUGUGGAGCAAUGAAUGCUGCAGCAGAAUUUCGCACCUUAGAAUAGUGAUUAGAUGUCUGCCAGGUCUACUCCAACUCACACGAACCUAAGAGCGCUGGCUAUGUAACUUUCUGAAAGUAAACAUUUUCUAUAUACUAUAAUGUAAAUCUAAAUGUCUGUGUCAGUGGCUGUGUUCACCUUUGAUGUUGCACAUAUAAAUGUUUCUUCUUCAGUCGAGCGUUUCUUCGGUUUACCUCCUGAGAAAUUUCCAUUUUAGCCUUCUUACUAAGAAUGAACUGAGAAGAUUGAUUCCUCUGAUUGGUCAAUUCCCCCUUCACCAAUUCAUACCUACAUGUUACUACAAACACAUUUUGUAGCCAUGUACUUCAACCAUGAUAAACAAGUUUUUUGUUUUUUUUGUCAAAUUAUAGAAAUUAACAAUUCAAUAAAUGCUCAAUCUUAUGUACAACUUAAUGUAUUAAUUUAAAAAUAUUUUUUCUGUUUCUUUCUUUAGUUGACUUUUAUGAUCCUAAAAACCUGAUGACUCAAAAUUACGUUGUGCUGAUAGACAUAAAACCAUAUUUUUUCUCAUAUGUAGCAGACUGUAAAUCACAGAUAUUGUCUUUAAAUUGUUAAAGUUGAUGCGAUCUGAGAAGUUUCUCAGUUCUACGUGAGAAACUAAUCUGCAAAACAACAAAAACUACAAAUUGAAAUGGAGCAAAGUGAACACAAAGCUAAAGCUAGCAACAGGUUAGCUUUCUAAUGAUGGCUCAGUUUAAGAGUAGCUAAUAUGUCCAAAAGAUAUGAAUUGACAAUGGGAAAAGAAUGACCUGCAUCCCCCCUCCCCUCUCACGUCAUUGCAAAAACCUGAAGCUAAAGCUAACGUUACUGGGAGGUUGACUUGGUUGACAAAGACUGAAAAUGUGUAAACUGUUUAUCUGGUCUGACUCAAGUGUAACACCUAAUGCUGAUAUGUACUUUAUAUUGUUUCUGAUUUAUUCCACAAAUUCUAUAUUUCAACAAAACAAGCAUCAAAAUCAGUCUUUGCUAGCAUUAGCAUUUCAUUUACUGACGAAGUGUAAGAACCAUAUCAGUCUUUCAAAUUACUCUUCCAAGUCAAGAAAGUCAAAUCUCGUUUCUCUGCUGCGGUUGGCGCGAAACAUUUCCACUUCAUAUCGGAAAAAGUUGGGUAAUAAAUGUUCAAAACUACAACACGGCAGAAUUAACAUAAAGCUAAAGCUAGUGGCAGGUUGGCUAGGCAGGCUAGGCUAAUUGCAAAGAUUGUAAAUGACCCAGAUGAAGCGAAGAAGCACUUUAUACCUUGUUUCAUUCCAGAAACGUCAUACAAUGUACUUUGUGCAAAACUGGUAUUAAAUUGGUCCUUGCAAGUAUUAGCAUACAAGAGUAUUAGCAUACAGAAAUACAAGAGUGUGUGUGAAUGGUCUCAUGGAAAACUGUUCCUUUUCGUACCCCCCAAAAAACAGGUGUGAAAUGUUUGAACUAUUAGGGACAAAAUUGUCUCAUGUAAUUAAACACAAAGCUAAAGUUACAAAUUUGCUUGGUUAAACGCAAAAAUUGUAAAUAGUGAAACCCUUUUGUCUUUUCUUGAAAGUAGCUGCAGUGCUGCAAAAAAGUAUUUGACCAUUACAGAUGUAGCCUCUUAGUUUUUUGUCAAACUUUAAUGUCAAAUUUUCAUAGCAAUUACAUUUAAUAAGUGAAAAAUGUAUCCAAACAAACCCUGGCCUUGAAAAAGUAAUUGCUCUUCCCUUGUUAAAUCAUACAGUAACUUUGUUUUACCACAGUUUUUCUGGAAAUCCAAGUUCAGUUUCUCAAGCAACACCCAUCAGGUUAGAUGAUGCUAAGUGUGACAAAAAGUACAAAUAGAAGAGUUGAGAAAGUGGAAAACUCCUUUUUCAUAGCACUGUAAGAUGCCUAAAGCUGACAAGCACUUUACGUCUUCUUUGUUUCAUUUCAAAAAGCUUGUACAAUGUAAUUUGUAAAAAAAAAAAAAAAGAACAAAAAUCUAAAUCUGUCCUUGCUGGCGUUAGCAUUUCAUUUUAUGAAGAAAUACCAGAGCCAUAUCAGUCUUUUCAAUUUACUCUUCCAAAGUAAGAAAGUGAAUGAGCUUAUUUCCCAGUUAUUUCUUUUUAGCACACUCCUCUUUUUCUUUUUUGGGGACAGCUUAAAUGAAGAUGAUAUUUUCAAGCUUGCAUGGCAGCGUAGUUUGGUAACAUGUAACUUUAGCUAACAUUAGCUAUCUUUUUGCUUAAGAAUAACAGAGACACUUAAAUGCUUAACUUUCGGGUGAUUGUACAAAUAGCUCAGUGUUUUCCAGCAUACUCUUCAUCAUCUUGUCAGUAAGUGUCAUCUAUGAACAUGUGAUCUCCUCUGAAACUGACCUUGUGUGUGUUAGCAUCCAAAGCUAAUUGUUUUUAAAAGAAACAUAAUUAAGAAAUCCUGCAUGGUGGUGAAAUUAUAUCACUGCAGGAUCAUGGAUUCCUCUAGAGAUGCAAUAAUUCUGUUCUCUUCUUCUGGUAAGGGCAAAAUGUAAAUGGUAAAGAGUCUUAACACUGUAUAAUACAUAGAAUAUUUUAUUCGUGUAAAAUGUUACUAAUAUGUUACUAAUAAGAAAUGUGUUGAAUUCAGAUUUUUGUUUAUCUUCCCUCUACCCCCCAAUGUCCAACCGAUGGUUCUUAGCUGAUUAGAGAAACCAAUGGUGGGUCAAAAUGAAAUCAAAAUCAGAUAUUUUGACCACUUCUGUGUGGAAUUCUGCCUUAAAUUUGGUAUUAUUACACGGGCACUUUCUGUUUUAACAAUUGAAGUCACCUUUAUGGAGAACUAUAAGUUCAGAUCUGUUGUGCAGUUGUAAUUAGUUUCAUAAGAAUGAGAGAGUGUGUGCAAGAUGACAUAAAUAAAGAAAUAAAACAGCUGAAA